AUGGCAGAUGCAACGAUGCCGGUAGCCAAGAGAGCCGCACCGCCACCGACACAGGCGACUUCCGCGCCCACGAAGAGACCACGACACGAAAGCGACGACCCCGGGGUCCAUGUCAUCUUUGUUGGUAUCAGCCAACACAAAGACAUCGGUGAAGAGGGCUACGACUGUAGAAUUCCCUGCGACCCAGCUGUUGGCUCAUUCGAAGCGGGCGACGUCCUAGGCGGUUUGACGCCUGAAAGACUGCAGCAACUGGAAGAUAGCCUAGGUCCUGGACUUGUCAGCAACAUCGGCCCCAGAAUGAAACAGAAAUAUGGUCUAAUCGAUUUGGCUGGUCGUAUCGCAAGAGUACAAAAGUCCAGACCAAAGCUCAUUGAGCCCUCCUGGAACGAACGCCUCGUCCUUCUUCAUCAGCAGGUUCUCGCGAUGCUUUGGGCCGAAAGAUCUCAGCGCAUGACUAUCGAAUACCGCACGCUUGAUUGGAUCAUGGGCCUCAUAGAAAAAGGAGGCAAUUCUCUCGCUAAUCAUUUGUGCGAUCACAAUCGGCCGGUUCUAUUCUACAUCCCACUUCACCCACGCGACUGGACCCUCCAUCCUGAAGUUCGUCAUCUUUAUGAAGCCAUAGAUGCACUCCAGCAUUUAUUCAACGACAUCAGCGUAUUUCCAGGAUACCAUGAGAGCUGGAAUUAUGGAUACAGAAUUGCCGAUAUCAGGGCAUUGGACUCUAUUGCUGUGAAAGACUCCACACCGGAAUCAUACCGUCACAGGCCGAAGACAUGCCUGGGCAUCGGAGACUGCAGACUGGAUGAAAUACAAGGGCCACAAUUCGUCAGGUUCGCGUUUAGCGAGCGCGAAGACUACAUACAUCAUAGCACAGCCCCCAACUAUAACAUGUUUAUUCAUAACCAGCCCUAUACGCAGGGAUCCGCCAUGAGAGUUAUUCACCAGCAGUGUUUUCCAUCGGUCUCCAAAUGGGGAUACCUACGCGUUUUUAUGUACACAACACGUCGACUCUUCGUCAUGAUUGCCACUUCGACUUUCGCGCCGAUGGUUUUCGACAACAUCCAGAUCCGGAUCAAGUGA
Molecule: messenger RNA, 1080 nt
Organism: Fusarium odoratissimum NRRL 54006
Lineage: Eukaryota; Fungi; Ascomycota; Sordariomycetes; Hypocreales; Nectriaceae
Exons: 2
Coding region: 1-1080 (359 amino acids)
Source: RefSeq, a predicted model, not a curated record